ACAAGAGAAGGUUCCGUCAAGGUUGCUCGAGAAUUGGGGGCACACACUGGUUACCUUUCUUGCUGCAGGUUUCUUAAUGAUAGGCAAAUAUUGACAUCAUCAGGUGAUAUGACUUGUAUGUUGUGGGAUAUUGAUGCAGGCAUGAAACUUUUAGAAUUUAAUAACCAUACCGGUGAUGUAAUGAGUUUGUCCCUUGCGCCUAAUCAGCAAAUCUUUGUUUCCGGUGCCUGCGAUGCUACUGCUAAAAUUUGGGAUAUUAGAACUGGUCGCUGCGUGCAAACAUUUACUGGUCACGAGUCAGAUAUUAAUGCUGUACAAUUUUUCCCUAAUGGUGAAGCCUUUGGGACUGGUUCCGAUGAUGCAUCUUGUAGAUUAUUUGAUCUUCGUGCUGAUCGGGAACUCAAUCAAUAUACACAUGAUAUUAUUCUCUGCGGUAUUACCUCCGUUGCCUUUUCCAUUUCCGGUCGUCUUCUUUUUGCGGGUUAUGAUGAUUUCAAUAGAU
Molecule: messenger RNA, 502 nt
Organism: Acaulospora morrowiae
Lineage: Eukaryota; Fungi; Glomeromycota; Glomeromycetes; Diversisporales; Acaulosporaceae
Source: the annotation of a GenBank genome assembly